Klebsormidium nitens is the source of this 1128-nucleotide messenger RNA. The record is from the annotation of a GenBank genome assembly. Lineage: Eukaryota; Viridiplantae; Streptophyta; Klebsormidiophyceae; Klebsormidiales; Klebsormidiaceae.
GGGCAAAGUUGGCCUCAGGGCCAAGGGGCGCUUCAAUUUUAUGCUAUCAGUGCUAUCACUGACAGUGCAAGCGGGUGAAAGCAUGUCCCCUGCCACCGCGUGAAGACCCUCUGGCUUGCCCCGAAGAAGUCCUCCCAACUCCCGACGCUGGCACAGAGUUAGUCGCACACAGACCAGGCACCGGCAUUGGCGCUUCUGCCGGGGCUCAAGAGUCAUGUCGUCUGCGGUGACCGUAUGCUCGGUGGUCCCCUUGAGAGAAGUUUCUGCAGUUGGGGCUGGUGGCAGUUUGUUGCGCGACGGACACGCGCUCAUGACUAUACCGCACAACGUUAGGCUGCCAAUUCACGCCAGGGCGCCAAUUCACACCGGGGCGCCACAUCACGCCUCGCUGUCACCUCGCCCCAGUCUCCUCUCUCCUUCCAGAAGGAUGGACCCUCCUACGAGGCGAACGUCACCCAGGAGGGGGGCGCAGCGCUACGCUGACGGGGUGGCGAGUGAGAAAGGAGACGACCGGUCAGAUGAAGUUGUUGUCCUUGAUGUUGGGGGCAUGUCUUGCGGGGGCUGCGCAUCGGCUGUCAAACGGAUUCUCGAAUCACAGCCGGAAGUCAGUUCCGCCACGGUCAAUCUCGCCACCGAGACUGCUCUGAUCCAACUGGAGCCGUCUGCUGAAAGCGACGGCAAGAAGGAAAAAGUAGCUGAACAACUAGCAGCCCAGCUUACGAAAGCCGGCUUCAAAUCAACACUGCGAGUUAAGAAGGCCUGACGGAAGGGGGUUGCAGUCGUUCGGAAGAGAGUAGCUAGUUGCGAGACUUUGUUGCAAGAUCAGUCUCAAUGUGUUACCGGACUAGCAAAGGUUUUAGGUGGAAGAGAAGAAAGUCUGAGGAGUAGGAAAGGUGCAGAUGUGCACAAACGAAGGUUCCAGGGGUAGCUGGAGUGUGCCUGCUUUUGAUUAGUUUAUAAGGUUGCAUUUGGAUUCAGCAUAACAGUAGCUAGAGAAGACAUCAAACAGGGGAUUGUGUAUUGUACUAAGAGAGGAUUUGAUGAUUUUGCAAGGCUGCUGGAACUGUAUUCACUAAUGAUUCAUGUCGUAUCUAUCAUCAAUGUUGCUGACAUCCGGUUUGCUGACCC